Molecule: messenger RNA, 357 nt
Organism: Letharia columbiana
Lineage: Eukaryota; Fungi; Ascomycota; Lecanoromycetes; Lecanorales; Parmeliaceae
Exons: 2
Coding region: 1-357 (118 amino acids)
Source: RefSeq, a predicted model, not a curated record
AUGCAUCAUCCCAGCGAGACCUAUUAUGAUGUACCGGCGAGUACAGCUUUGAGCUUCUGCGGACCCCCGGCCACCGGAGGCAUUUUGUGCUUUCAACAGACCUCGAACGAAAUGAUGUGCUCGUCCGUCUCGUCCUCAGAUGGUAGUCUCUUGCCUCCAUCGGAAGCCCACCCCGCACCAGCUGUGACCGGCUUACAUAUGCCACAGGCGGGAAGCGCGCUCGUAGCAAUGUGGCAAGCAACACCAGGCACUUUUCCUUGGGAGUUGAAUAUUUUCUACCAAACAGUAAGCGGCGACAUCAUUCAGAACGCUGAUGCCACUGGGACUUGGGUCAACAGUACCUUACCAGUGAGAUGA